UUUAUUCUUAAUAAUUGAAUAGUGUUUUGUCCAUAUUUCUCCAACUGUUUUUACACUCUUGUCAUGACAAGUUGAUUGUAUGUUUUCAUGGUAACACUUUACAAUAAGGUCUUAUUUGUUAACAUUAACAUGAAAUAAUAAUGAGCAAUACAUUUCUUAAUUUUUGAGCAAAACUUUUGAGCAAAUGAGCAUUACAUUUCUUAAUUUUUCUCAAAUAUUUAUUAAUUUUUGUUAAUGUUAGUUAAUAAAAAUACAGUUGUUCAUUGUUUGUUCAUGUUAGUUCACAGUGCAUUAACUAACAAAUACAACUUUGAUUUUAAGUGUUGAAAUUAACAUGAACUAAGAUUAAGUGCAGAUUGUUUUAUAGAUCAAAUUGCACAGCUAUAUGGGAAGACGAAAGACCUUCUGAAGGUCUUCAGUCAGUGCAUUGAUGCUGAGAAAAAUAAUGUAAAGACAAUGAAGAGUGUUCUUCUGAAUCUUCUGCUUUCAUACUCUGACUCUGAGAACCCUGAGGAAGCCGUGAGAAACCCUGUGGCAGCUUACAGACUCCUCAGACAAAUGAGAAAUGAUUUGAUAUUUAUUGUAAAACACAUUCAGCCGAAUCUUUAUCAGUGUGAAGAGUAUCAGGAUGAAUUGAACACAAAGCUCCUAGAGAUCCCACAGCUGAAGGAUGUGGUUGGUGCAGCUUCUGGACUGAUCAGACUGCAAGAGAUCUACAAACUCCACCCAGAAGACAUCACAAAGGAAACAUCUCUAAAUGGAGAUGAAGCCUAUCAUAUAGGGUUGGUCGCUUAUGAUGAGGGCAAAUUCCAGCAUGCCUUUCUCUGGUUUCUGUACAGUCUGGAAAGAUUAACAGAAUACUCAAACACAGAUGAGGAAGAGUUGCUCCAUUACCUUAGUUCCUCAGCCUAUCAUUUUGGCAGCCUACCUGUGGCAAUCUACUUCAAACAGCGGCUUGUAAAUCUAGAUCCAAGUAAUGAUGAAGUCAGAGUUCAGCUAAACUGGCUCCUUCACUUACAGAGCAACCCUGACAUAUUUACACUGAACACAGAGUCAAGUAACUAUGAGGCACUGUGCAGAGGAGAGGUUGACGAGAGGACCUCCAAGAGGCAGAGGGCGCUGUCCUGUAGGUACAGCACAGGUGGAGGAAACCCCAGACUGAUGUACGCACCAGUGAAAGAGGAAGUGGAGUGGGACGAGCCUCGCAUCAUCAGAUAUCAUGACAUUAUAUCAGACAGAGAGAUAGAGAUCCUGAAGAAUAUCUCCAGAUCUCAAGUGAAUAUCUGAAACACACACUAUUGAUAGUAUAUUUAAAAUGUCAUAUCUUGUUAAUGUUGAUGAUGUUUUAGUGUACUAUUCAAUGGGCUAAAGUAUGUGGACAUCCAUUUCAAAUGAGCAGGUUUAAAUAUCCCCUUAACUGACACAGGACAAGCCUUAAUGCAAUAAUUACAUUCACCCCCAUCCCCCCAAAAUACAGAGGCAGUUACUUAUUUUCAUGUAUAAAAAUGUGUAAAACAUUAAAAUGACUUUUUAUUAACUUGAUCUUAUUUAUACCCACCAUUAGAGUUGAUGAGUAAACCUUAAAGGGUUAG
Ctenopharyngodon idella (grass carp) is the source of this 1592-nucleotide messenger RNA. RefSeq names its product prolyl 4-hydroxylase subunit alpha-1-like. The transcript has 5 exons. Gene Ontology annotation, cellular component: endoplasmic reticulum. The coding region runs from base 457 to 1287 and encodes 276 amino acids. The record is from RefSeq and is a predicted model, not a curated record. Gene Ontology annotation, molecular function: procollagen-proline 4-dioxygenase activity; protein binding. Lineage: Eukaryota; Metazoa; Chordata; Actinopteri; Cypriniformes; Xenocyprididae.